UUGGAAUAUUAUCUGGCAAACACAGCUGGCAGCUGGCUGUACAGGCAUGUGCAGCAUAUGUAUCCUAAGUUUAUGUAACCGCUUCACCGUUUUCGCUUCUGCCAUCGCCAGAUUCACUGAUACUAUUUUUAUUGUACUUGGUGCUUUGUAUUUUUUACCUUAGGAAUGUAUUAAAUAGGUAGAGACCUACUUAUUUGUAAGCGUUACGAUAUAUUGGCCUACCUAUUGUGCAAGAUUCACUUGCUUGUUUUGGCUGUUAGUCCUAGUCAAAUAAAUUCAUUGUCUGAUCUAAAACUAUUAAAGAUUAAUUAUGUAGUACCUACUUGUACGCCAAACGUUAUUAUUUAUUAGUAAGGUAAUUUUAUAUAAAAAAUGUUUUCCUACUGGCUUUUAACUUUGUUGUAGGUAUAACUUAUAAAUCUUAUAAUAUACAUCGUGUUUUUUUUCGUUAAUUUCAAGGGUGCAUUCCUGAGCUUAAAUAACUUUCUAAAAGUUAAAUAACAUCAUCUUAAGAAUGAUAGGGGAUAAGCCUGAUUGUCCGCUAAUGCUACACUGUGCGGGACUACAUUCCCCUAUGGGUUCCAUACAGUGGUAGCUGGUAGGUUAAGUGUGUAGGUUUAGGUAUAAUUUUUAGAUAUAAUUUUUAGGCUUAAGUACUAACCCUUUUCAAACUGUUUUUUUUUUUCUUUGUAACAAAAUGUAUGUGUCACAGUUACAUGAAAUAAAUGUUUUCAAUUCAAUUCAAUUCAAAAGACCGGUAAUCAGGUUUCUAAUUAACUCAUACACUUGCCUUAGGGCCUGUUUACAUAUUGAUUAGUGUUUAGUUCUAGUUUUAUACAUUUGAUACUAAACGUAAGUAAUAUAUCAUAGUGUUCAAUUGUUUGGUCGAGUUAACUGCAAUGCCCGUGUUACAACAACACUACAUGCAACAUUUAAUUACUUACUUUUUUUAUUAACUAAGGUAAGGUGGGGGUAAGACGAACAUGGUUUAUUUUGCUCGAGACAAGACAAACACUAUGAGGAUUCCAUAUAAGUGUUCGUCUUGCCCCGGUGAUAGCCUUACUCAACCUUACCUUAUGCCAUUUAGUUUCCUCAAAGGUACUUACCGAUACCCCAAAGUUAACAAAAACACGGAAUUCAAUAAAAACACGGUGUAUAUGUAGUGUAUCGGGAAAAUACUUUGAGGGGCAUUUGAGAUCUUCACAGAUGACUGUCGAGAAAAUUAUAGGGAGCGUGCAUGAACUGUAGGAGGCAGCACAGGAGCCGUCAGAUUUAUGGCGCUAGGCGUAAAUGUGAUGUUUUUUGUUCCGAUGUAGCCCACAAGAUGGCAGAACCUACUAUGUACAAGAAAACACGUGACGUGUACAUGUGCAUGUUUAUGGUUCCGAUUCAGGCCACAUGAUGGCAGACCCUCCAACGCGCACGGUCCCUAUACUCGCACCAACUUUGUCAGUAGAAAAACGCUCCAAAUUCAAAAUUUGUAUGUGAGAUCGAUUCUUUGCGCCUAAAUUUUCUACUGAGAAAGCUGGCUUGCCAAAGCAUAAAUAACUAACUUAUGUCGAUAAAUAAAAUCUUCAAAAGUUACCAUAAAUACUCACAACUAUACUCCAAAACUCCCAGCUAUGGUCCAACAUAAAGUUCAAUGUCUUCCAUUCAGGUGUGGAUCGUCGCAGUUCUGAGGCAAAAUAAUUUUAUAAAUGGAACUAAACUCGAACAAUAUCAAUUGGUAUUGGUACUUAAUUACGUGUUAAACUUGUGGACCAUAGUUGUAGUAAGUACUGGACUUAGUUGGGUGGUUUUCAGCGAGGUGUAAGCGCUUUAUUUGAUGCGAUAAACGCCGCGUUAAACGUUUGCCGCACACCCAUUUUACCUACAUUAGACCGCCUAGCAUGAGUUGCGUUCUAGCGCGCGAGUCCAUAUUUGGAGUCGCGUGCGAGAACGCAUCUCGUGCUAGCAGGUCUGAUAAUCUAAUGACACUCCAUUGUUUACGCGGUAAACGCAGCAGUAAGGGCGUUGUCAUCGUGUUCAAUCGACGCAUGCGUUCAACGCUGCGCUAAUCGCCUGUAACGACCGCGCGCUUUACACUAGCAAUAACUUGAAUGACAUUUUCAUUACAUUGCGGUAUCUGAUCAAACUUGAAUGCAGCUUACCUUAGUAGUCGGCAAUGUAACGUAAAUUGCAUGCAAGUUAUUGCAUGUCCUAUGCUUUGCUUUAUGGUAGAUAUCUGCCGCUCUAGCCAAGAUGAUAAUCGCUAUCACUUCGACAACGAAACGCUUUGUGUUCCCCUAUCACUCUUCCAUAUUAGUGCGACAGGGACAGAUGCGUUUCGAUCGCUACGGAGCUUAAGCGAUUUGCACGUUGGCUAUGCGGACAGAUUACGGUUAUAAAUGUAAUCUGCAAGAAAUCAUAGCCACUUGUUAGAAAAGAAAAACAUUUUUAUUAUGAUGUCCUUUUAAUUGUUUGUACUUAUCGCUAUGCUAAUCGUUUUAGCAUGUUUUUGUCUUCAUGUUUCGUGCCAACAUUCGUCAAAUGAUUAAUGGAUGGUAAGGGUAAUAAGACUAAUAAGUUUAUAAUUUUGUGAUAAUAAAUAUAUAGGUACGUAUAGAGUUGUAGAAAAAAGGCGCUUUUAUUACUUUUGAUUAUACGUAUAUAUAAUAUCUCAAUUUAUGGCUUGUUGUUUUAAAAUUUAUAGUUAAAAUAAAGAAAAAUAUUAAGAUGUGUAUUUUUAAUAUAUAACCAUCUAGAGAAAUAAGUAAGCUUGGAGUGUUCAGUGUUCACUCCAUACAUAUGUAGAUAAAAACUCAUUUAUAAUUAUUGAUUUAAGGGAGCUUUUAUCAAAGCUCUUUAAACUAACAUUUGAAACCUAAUAGUUGGUUUAAAAAAAAUAUAUUUCUCGACCAAAUUAAGAAGGCUCCGUUUCCAUGCGUAUUAUUAGCAAUCAGUUACCUUCUUAAUUCAGUCGGAUAAUAUAAUGAAAAGGCACGAGUGUUAUAAUAUACUGAAAAAUCACGCGUGUUUAAUAUCUAGGAUUAUGAGCCAAAAAUCGGUGGAAUACAAUCGCCGUUUUGAGCAAGUGUGUUGAGAAAUGGUAUCCAUGAUAGUACCUGCGCCAUAAUUUUCUUCACCUUUUUAGGGUUCCGUAGUCAACUAGGAACCCCUAUAGUUUCGCCAUGUCCGUCUGUCUGUCUGUUCGAGGCUUUGCUCCGUGGUCGUUAGUCCUAGAAAGCUGAAAUUUGGCAUGGAUAUAUAAAUCAAUAAAUUCGACAAGGUCGUACAAUAUAAUCUAAAAAAAUAUUGUUUUUUAGGGUACCUCUCCUACACGUAAAGUGGGGGUGAAUUUUUUUUUGCUUCAACCCUGCAGUGUGGGGUAUCGUUGGAAAGGUCUUUCAAAACUAAUAAUAAGGGGUCUUCAACAAACAGUUUUUGAUAUCGCGAAUUAAUUCGGAGAUAAUCGCUCCGAAAAAAAAAAUGAGUCCCCCCCCCCUCUAACUUUUCGUAAAUCGUAAAUCAUGGAAGUAGAGCUUAAGAAAGUCAUUAAAUGAAAACUAUAGCGGACAUGAUCAGUUUAGCUGUUUUUGAGUUAUCGCAAAAUGUUUUCCCUUCUUAGUAUAAAGACGUACAUCCACAGUUCAUCCUUUGGUUAACAAUCUACUAUACUUUAAUCUUCAGUUUAGCUUAUUGUGACGGAAGAGUAACUAUGGAACCCUACUCUGAGCAUGGCCCGACAUGCUCUUGGCCGGUUUAUUGUAGGAUUUUUUUCCCGAUAACUUUAAAAUUUAUACAUGGUGAAACUAACGCGACUUUGUUUAAUACUUAAUAGAAGAUAUAUAUUAUUACUCUGCAUAAAGUGCCCGAUAGAUAUUCUUAUGCUUACGUGUCCGGUUCUACAUACCUGUAAGUAGACAAAAACAUUAUAAAUAUAUAUAUAUUAUCUGGACUAGGAAAAGAGAUAAAUUCGUCUUUGUACACAUCCAUCUAAUGUGUCAAGGUACUACUACUAAGAUCCUUGUGUCGUCCUGGGGUUUAUGCCACGGCUGGUUACUGGAAUAUUAUUUUCAUUUAAGUACUUAAAGCAUAAGAACCAGAUAUAAUCAUAUUUUAUACGUAGAAAAUUAUACUGUUUAGGUACACUAAAUUCAGCACAGGGAGUGGUCGCGAAAAAGUUGAAUUUAAGCUGAAGAUUUAUCCUAAAUCUCAUUGUGGAAAUGGUAACCGUCCAUACAUACUCGUAUUACUCGUUUCAGUCACUUUCAGUGCCGCGGUGAGCCCGCACUUGAACGGUCGUCGUUCUCUGAAAUUCAAUCAGAAUAUUUUUGAAUUUACCUCGCGGCGCGUGAAGUGCUCCGUGUAAACUUUUAGUAGUCGGUUUCAGAUGUAACUUCAAAUCAUUCUAUAAUUUUGUGCUAUGGAGCGGAAAUAACAGUCGCCGGUGUCGAGGAGGAUGGAGCCGCCGCGGGCACCUGCGCUAAAUGUCCUGGCCGCCAACUCCACAGCACUCCAUGGUUCAGCAGAUCAUCAGCAGCUUUUAUGCACGAGAACUAGACAAAGCGGUGAUGGUAACAACAAUAGUCAUAACAAAGAGAGCAUCCUCAGCGAAGAUAAAAGUAAUAACAAUACCGCUGAUAAAACUUGUAGUAAGGAUUUAGUCGGUUCAAGUGGCAGAAGUGAGAUUGGAGAUAAUAAUCACGAAGUUAUAGUAAAUCCCAGCAGGUUGAGCUAUAAGACAAAAGAUGAUGACAAUUGUCGAUUUUCUGAAAUUUGCCUUCGUGGAGACGGUAAAGAAGGACAUAUUCCCGACAAUAAAGCGCACACUAAAGAGAUCGGGGUCAGAAUAAGUAUCAAGAGCGAGGACGGUCGACCGGGUCGGAGAAGUAUUCCCGGGCGGUCUGAUGGCGAGGACGAAGAGAACCAAGAGGCGGAGCUAGGCAGGUGCGCUGACGCGGACGUGGAGCGCGCCGCGCCCGAGGCCGAGCGCCUGCCUCCGGACGGCGCCAGCUGCUCGGCUCCUGACGAUCACCUUGUUAAAGAGCGCGUGAGCUACGCCGUGUCCCGAUCCUCGGGCAGCUACCGCCGCGACAGCGGAGAGCCCUUUCGCGCCGAUGUGGAAGCAGAAGGUGUUCUCCGGCCAGUUCGCAACUACAAAGGAAUAUACUUGCCCUCAAUCUCUAACAGUUUUACACACGAGGGCGUAGAGCUCUCCUACCAACGAUAUUCCAGAAGACAACGGCAGAAGUCGUUAAUCAUGGUCAACGUUGUCGACUUUCUUCUCAAAAUAAGCCUAUCCGUCAUAUAUCUUGCAACACAUCCAAAAACAGACGCAGAACCGAUCGCUUGGACCGCGGCUUUUUCGCUACUAAACGUGAGCAUAUGCCUGCUGGGCUGGUGGCGCUGUUUUGCCAACAACUACCUGCACUGGGCCGCCGCUACCACCUGGAUACUACUCGUCGCUCAGGGGCUCAGCGGGGCAGGCAUCGGGUUCGAAUCUGCGGAGCACCAGGUGUGGUACAUGCUGUUCAUCGUGUUCGUGCCAUACGCCAUGCUGCCACUGUCGCUGGGCUGGUGCAUGGUGGUGGGACUGUUGGCGUCCAUGGCGCACCUGCUGGCUGCCGCGCUGCACAUUACCAGCAGCCAGGAUCCAGAUUGCACAAAUCCACAAGAACAAUGCAAGACGCGAAUCCUGAUAGCCAAUACGCUGCUUUACUUAGCAGUGAAUUUUGCCGGCCUCUACGCCAAGUACCUGACGGACUGGGGACAGCGCAAGGCCUUCGGCGAGACCUACCGCUCGGUGCGCACGCGUCAGCGUACCAAGCGCGAGAAUGACCGCCAGUGGAAACUCUUUCAAAGUGUGAUUCCGGACUUCCUGGCCAAGGAGAUCGCCAACCACGUCUCAAGGGAAGGAGAGUUUCAAGACCAACAGUUCAAUAAUUUGUACAUUCAGCGACACCAAAAUGUUUCCAUACUGUACGCCGACAUAAAAGGGUUCACCGAAUUAUCAAGCAAAUGCAGUGCAGAAGAACUUGUAAAAUUAUUGAACGCCUUAUUUGCUCGGUUUGAUCGUUUGGCAUCGGAGAAUCAUUGUUUGCGAAUCAAGCUUUUGGGAGACUGCUACUUCUGUGUGAGCGGGCUGCCUACCGCGCGGCCGGACCAUGCGUUGUGCUGCGUCAACAUGGGGCUGCACAUGAUCCGGGCCAUCCGCGACGUGCGCUACAACACGCAGGUGUUUUAUGUAGACCUGGACAUGCGCAUCGGCAUCCACAGCGGCACGGUGCUGUGCGGCGUGCUGGGCCAGCUCAAGUGGCAGUUCGACCUGUGGUCGCACGACGUCACCGUUGCUAACCAUAUGGAGAGCGGCGGCCUCCCCGGUCGUGUCCACAUCUCUGAAGCUACGCUGCAAUGUCUGAACGGCGCCUUCGAUGUGGAGCCGGGUGAGGGCGAGGCCCGCGACCCCUACAUCCGCGAACAUGGGAUCACCACGUACCUCAUCCACGCCUCAGAGCAGCCUCGCCGCUCCCGGCAUCGUUCUAGACCAAGUGUCCCAACGAGCCAUCACGCCUCCGAGUCUAGCAACCGUCGCCCCAGCAGCAUCCUGGAGGAUGAAACCAAUACAGAUUGGACUCCAGAGAUACCCUUUCAGAACUACUACUCGGUGAGUGACGACGAGGAGGCGCAGGCGGCGUUGGACUUGCCUCCCGGUCUGGAGCACGGCUUCGAUUCUGACGACGUGACACCGCUGGCCGAUGAAGAGGACAUAAUCAACCAUUCGAUCGAGGUGGGCACGAACCGGCGCAUGCGCAUGGACAACAUGCGGCUGUGGUCGCUGCGCUUCCGGCGGCUCUCGCUCGAGCACGAGUUCGCGUGCCUCGACGAGCUUACCUUCAAGUCUAACGUCUGCUGCUGCUUCCUGCUGUGGCUCUUCAUCUUCGCUGUACAAACCACCAUGCACUACGAUUGUUGGCAGCUGGUGGCGGCUCUGGGCGCGGUGACGGCGCUGCUGGCGCUGGCGCUGCUGGCGGCGAUGGGCGAGGAGUUGCCGCGCGCGCCGCGGCUGGGCAGGCUGUCGCGCUGGCUUGGCGCCACCCGCCGCCGCCGCAAUCUGCACAUAUGUACCUUUGUCACUGUCAUGUCCAUAUCUAGCACUAUCAAGCUAUUUAUUUGCAACCUAUCAACAUGCGACGAAGUGGAGAAAAAUAGUAAUGAGUGUUAUAGUCCAGAAUACGUAGUAUUUACAUGGAUCUUGUGCCUCAUCGCCUUAACAUCAAUCCUGAAGCUAUACUAUUUGAUCAAGAUUUUGUUGGCUACGAUUAGUGUAGUCAUAUACGCCAUUUUGUUGGUGACAUUUUACAAAGAUAAAGCAGGCCCAUCUACCCAAAUGAAAUUCUACAAACGAAUGUUGAUUCUAAUGAUGGUGUUCCUGGCGAUUGUGGUGAACCACGCGCGCCUCGUGGAGGUGACAUCGCGCCUGGACUUCCUGUGGAAGCUGCAGGCGGAGACCAACCUCGAGCAGAUGAGGGAUAACCAGCGCACCAACAGAUACCUGCUCAAACACAUCCUGCCCGACCAUGUUGUCAACCAUUUCUUAAGCAAGGAACGCCGUCCUGAUGAGCUGUACUCGCAAUGGCGGCACGAGGUGGGCGUGAUGUUCGCGGGCAUCCCCAACUUCCACGAGUUCUACUCCGAGCAGAAGGCCGUAGACUGCAUGCGCUUGCUCAAUGAGAUUAUCUUUGACUUCGAUAACUUGCUAAGGGAGCCACGUUUUAAAAGCAUCGAAAAGAUCAAGACUAUAGGCGCAACAUACAUGGCUGCGUCAGGACUGGACCCCAAUGACAAGACAAGCGACGAGGACUGCGAGCACCUGUGCGCCCUAGUGGACUACGCGUUCGCUCUGCGCGUGGCGCUGGAGGAUAUCAACAAACACAGCUUCAACAAGUUUCGUCUCAGAGUUGGGAUAAGCUGCGGGCCGCUUGUGGGCGGCGUGAUCGGCGCGCGCAAGCCCGUGUACGACAUCUGGGGCAACACAGUCAACGAGGCCUCGCGCAUGGAGAGCACGGGCGCUAUGGACCGCAUACAAGUCACCAAGUACACGAAAGAGUUGCUGCAACGGUGCGGGUACGAGUUGGAGGCGCGCGGCGAGGUGGAGGUGAAAGGCAAGGGCCGCAUGGAGACGUGGUGGGUGUUGCGGCAGCGCGGCGCGGCCGACGCGGGCGCAGAGGCUGCGCCGGCGCCGCCGCGCUCGCUUGUAGCGCUCGUCUACACCAUGCUACAGGCCCGCAAGCGCAUCUACACGCACCCCCUCGACGCUACUGCUAUGCCGAUCCGCAGCGGCAGCAUGCACGAUAAGCCGACGCGGUGCAGCACCGCGCCCAGCGGCACGCACCGGCACUCGCGCGCCGGCCGCCGGCUGCCGUCACGUAUGGCUCACGAAAGUUCACGUCCACCGUCGAAGAGCAUGGUAGUGCGGCGGCCCGACAUGGCUCCCCCCGUAGUGAGCAGCGUGUCGGCGCCGCACACCCCGGUGGCGCCCCACUCCUCGCCCUUCCCGGGCCCACCGCCCAAGCCCGGCAUCGGAGCCCGCCUGAAGGCGGCGAGCUUCUCCUACCGCGCCCGACCGCAGCGAGACAGAUCUCCUAAAAUACAACAACUCGAUGAAGCAAAUGCUAACCCCGCAAAUGGAACUCCGAAACUAUACAAAAAUGGAACUUUCAGACUUCGGUCUGACACAACUAGAAUGUAAAUAAACAUUAAUUUUAAAUUUUAA
Molecule: messenger RNA, 8755 nt
Organism: Cydia pomonella (codling moth)
Lineage: Eukaryota; Metazoa; Arthropoda; Insecta; Lepidoptera; Tortricidae
Product: adenylyl cyclase 78C-like
Exons: 28
Coding region: 4442-8731 (1429 amino acids)
Biological process (GO): adenylate cyclase-activating G protein-coupled receptor signaling pathway; cAMP biosynthetic process; intracellular signal transduction
Cellular component (GO): plasma membrane
Molecular function (GO): adenylate cyclase activity
Source: RefSeq, a predicted model, not a curated record